Gastrolobium bilobum is the source of this 848-nucleotide messenger RNA. RefSeq names its product heterodimeric geranylgeranyl pyrophosphate synthase small subunit, chloroplastic-like. The record is from RefSeq and is a predicted model, not a curated record. Bases 60 to 848 code for a protein of 262 amino acids. NCBI's taxonomy places the organism in Eukaryota, Viridiplantae, Streptophyta, Magnoliopsida, Fabales, Fabaceae. The transcript has 2 exons. Gene Ontology annotation, molecular function: prenyltransferase activity.
CUCUCUUCUUUUUCUUCUUCUUCUUCUUAUUCUUGACUUUUAAGUUCAAGUUUUUCACCAUGGUUGGAGCUGUUCUUAUAAAUGGUGGCAAGUCAACGGCUGACAUUGAAGCCCAUCUCAAGCAGACCAUUCCCAUGAAAGAACCACUCGUGGUUUUCGAGCCCAUGAACCACCUGGUUUUCGCCUCUCCCAGAACCACCGUGCCGGCUCUAUGCCUCGCCGCCUGUGAGUUUGUCGGCGGCCAGCGCCACCAAGCCAUGGCCGCGGCUUCAGCCUUGUUACUCUUGCAAGCAGCUACUUACACCCAUGAGCACCUUCCACUAACAGACAAGCCCAGGCCCAUGUUAGAGCCCGAGCCCGAGCCCAUGAUCCCUCGUGCGUUCAGUCCCGACAUUCAUCUUAUGACCGGCGAUGGUAUUGUUCCGUUUGGAUUUGAGCUCUUAGCAAGAUCCGAUGACCCGGCCCAAGGUAAUUCGGAGCGGAUCUUGCGCGUGAUCAUUGAGAUCUCACGUUCGGUGGGUUCCGUUGGUGUGAUAGACGCGCAGUACCGGAAAACCCAAUCGGACGGCAGGGAGUGUCGGCACGUGGAAAGCAUCAAGCGGGUUGUGGAAAAAAACGAAGGUGGGUUGCACGCGUGUGGGGCUGCAUGUGGAGCUGUGUUAGGAAGUGGUAGUGAGGAGGACAUUGAGAGAUUGAGGAAAUAUGGGUUUUAUGUGGGGAUGAUACAAGGAAUGCUGCUAAAUGGAUUAAGGGAAGAAGUUGAAGAGGCCAGAAAUCUGGCACUCAUAGAAUUGCAAUUUUUCAAGGAUAGAGACAUUGAUGCAAUUUCUAGUUUCAUUAAUGUCUAA